Chara braunii is the source of this 4183-nucleotide messenger RNA. The record is from the annotation of a GenBank genome assembly. Lineage: Eukaryota; Viridiplantae; Streptophyta; Charophyceae; Charales; Characeae.
GGCGACUCCGCUUGUACUGCUAUCCCGGCCCCUUCCACCGUCAGCGGUCUCAUUUCCGAAAGGGGCAGUAGAACUAGACAUGGCAGACAAUUUGGCUCGCAAUCGGGAGGGUCGGUCUUCAUGGACGGCUGGAAAAGUCUCUCGCAAGCCAAAGCUCGCAACGACGACGGCUUCUGUAGGCACGUUAUGGUCAUGCAGUCUCCCUGCCGUGCCCACGGAGCCGCCAUCUCCGCUGCCGGACCUCGUGAGACGUCCACGUGCUCUUGCCCCUUCUCUGUCGCUUCCAGUCCAGGACUUGCGGCGUGGCGCCGCGUCGUCUACAGGGGACGAGAACAGGAGAGCGAGAAAGCGAUCCCGAACCACGCGGGGAGGACUGCAAGAGGAGGGGCGGCAGCCAAGAGGGCUGAUCUCGACUGCGUUGGUGGAGAACGGGAUGGGCCGCGAUCACGAGGGGCGAGUGCCAGCGAAGCUGCCACGAGUGCGCCCUGCGAAACGCUCGGCGCGAAAGGGAGGAAGGGAGGGGAUGAAGGCCGUUCCACGCAGCUUGUCGUGCGGCAGAAAGGAAAUGAGAGCGAGAAGGAAAGCGGUCAUCCGCUGCAGCAGCAGCAGCAGCAACAGCAGCAAGAGCAGCAAUCUCAGCUCCAGGGGAAGAAGAGGUCGACGUCAAAUGUUGACGUCGUCAUCCUGCAGCGAGCGGAGGAGUAUGAUCAGUCCGAGGGUAGUGAUAGGCAAAGCAGGAGCAGCGGGAGGAGGAGAAGGGGGAGCAGACGAGUCCUCGGCGCGGUUGCGGCUUGGCGCCGGCCGUGGUGGCGACGUCGCAUUGAACAGGAAACGAGGGAGCGUGAGCGCGAUACCGGGAACAGCCUGUAGUACUUACGUGACUUCUCCUCAGCACGAUGAUCAUCAGACCUCAUCAUCGUCCGCGAGGAAUCCUCCGGCUGCGCCUCCUCUUGUGACUCCUUCGAUAGACUGUCGCUCAGCCGUUUCGGAGGAUACCCUCUUCCCGUCAACAGUUCGUUGCGCUGCUACUUCUGCUGGGGAUCACAGCAGCUUGCGCUUUUUCCAUGAGGGAGUAGACUUGCCGUCUCCAUCCGAUCUCGCUCUCCCUCUUCCAGCGGGUCAUGCAAGCUCUGGCGAUGCCGGCUAUGGCGAUCCUAUGGUUUUGGAGGCGGGAGAAAGCGCUACCUCUGCACCUUUUUCUAGGCUGCAGGGCGAAUCGUGCUCCACUCUACAGUCACUGCUGACGUCGGAGAGCGCAGGGGAACAUGGGGAUGCAACCAGUAGUUGCACGGAGGCCGACGCUAAGCGUAGCAGUAUUGGGGGGCAGGACGCAAGAAGCGGAGGCGAUGCGCCUGGUCAAUGGCGCAAACGGCGGAGGCAAGCGCAUCGGAAGCAAAAGCAGAAGAAGCUACGCGUUGACGAAAGCUCUCGCGCUGGAAAACACGAUAAUAGAGACAGCGCGGGGGGCCGCAAGGGUCGAUUACCCGGCUGCGGGCGUGUGCACGUCUGUCGACCGCUGGCCGCCGCUGUGGAGGCUUCACUGCCGCUCAUUCCGCGCCGGCGACCUCAGGACACUCCGCGCGCAGUUCUCACGGAAGGCGACUCGAAGUUUCCCUCCCAUAUUUGUCGCGUAACGUCUUUUCCACGCCUUCAUCGACACCGUCUUGGUCCCUCCGCUCUCUUUUGGCGUUCUUUGACAGCGCAAGGGCGCGACUUCGACCUCUCGCGGUUGUUUCCUGUUCCUCGCAAAUGGAUGGGGCAUGUUGACGAUUCUACGCUCGUGAGACGUUUCGAUAGUGCUGAGCGUUCGUCCAGAACUGACGAAUCUUGCAGCGGCAUUGUCAGUGCCGAUCGAAACGAAAAUGAGGAGGUGCUGGGAAGUGUACGUGAAGGAAGCCAUCCGACGGCACGAUCACGACCAUCGCAGUCACCUCUGGUGCUGCCAACCUGUCCUGUGCCUUCGCCGGCAUUCUCAUCGCUGUCAGCCUGUUCGGAUAAAGUGAGCGAUAACAGGAACGAGUUGGAUAAUAGAGAUGGGGGUGCAGCGAAAGACCAUGACGAGCCGCGUGCUUCCCCUCCUCGCUCUGCCCCCCCACCUCCUCCAGAGCAUCAUCAUGUUUGUCAUCCACGUGGAGCCGCUCCUGGCCCUGGCGUGCAACGGCAUUACCUGGGGAUGUUGCCGAACGUGGCGCCUGAUCAGUCAAGUACGCUGGCAGGACCGGAAUCGAUGUCGUCGGAGGGCCAGUCUAGCAACUUGGGAACAAACGACGGUUCGCUGGCCUCAAGGAGGAAGGGAAAGGAACCUGAAGCAGUGUCUAGGAGAGGGAGAGAAGGCGGUGGUGCUGAUGAUGGUGGCGAUCCCCGUGAGUUCCACGGAGAUCACCGACUGCGGCCCGCAAUGAUUGGAGGAUAUGAACCGCGAGAAGAAUGCGCAACAGAGGGAGAGAGGGGAGGAGGAGGAGGAGGAGGAGGAGGAGGAGGAGGAGGAGGAGGAGGAGGAGGUGAACCUCCAUCUUCAUCCUUAUCUAGAGCUAUGAACGGUGGAGCAGUUCUCGUGGAAAAGCUUCCUCUUUUAGAGCGAGAGUCUCCUGGUCGCGAUUUCAAGGCAAGGUGUUCCAGAAAAUGUUCUCGCAGGGGCUCGCCCACUGGUAAAGGAGGGAACAUCACUCCCGUCAUCGCUCGCGCCAAAACGGCUACCGCUCUCACAGUGCGGAGGGUAUUCAUUGGUAAUUUCCGGCCAUUGGUGCCGUUGAACAAGAUCAAGCUCAGUUCAGCAGCCGCUCGCAUCGCAAAGGAGCCAAACGCAGGGGGAGCCUCGACAAUCUCGGAGGCAUUAUCUGUCGAUUACUUCGUGAAAAAGUUCCAUGCAACUAGUGUGGUUAGUGAGAUGGAGAUUCAAUAUUGUUGCAGGGACUGGAAAAAGGUGGAUUACAUAUGUGAUCUGUAUGGCCGACGGGUUGGAGUUUCUGUCACAAGGGCCAUGUGUCGCAAUCGGGAAUUCUCUGUUCGUGAUGCAGAAAACCUCUUGCGCAAGAAGCUCAGUGGCUUGGUGCCAAGCAGCAUGAGUGAAGACCAAAACGAAGUAAGACAAUCAGAACGAGCUUGCAGCUUAUCUGCGAACAGGACAGCGUCAAUUGCGGUGUGAUGGAUCAUGACAAAAAGAGAGUGAACAAGGAAUAUCAGGGCUAUAGAGGUGAUGUCGUUGAUAGAUGGCGAAGGCAAAAAAGCUCAGCGAAGAGGAUUAACAUGGCCACUACUGACUCCUAAGGCAAACCUGGCAAGCAAUGCAACAGUUGGAAGAUUGGCACCAAUCAGUAUGCUCCACACAUUGCUCUUCUGCUCAAGACAGAAGUUUGUGCGGUGGUGGCCAGACAAGGAGUGAAGAGUCAGCACAGGUUCUUUGCAUCAGUGUUGCAUAUUUGGUGUCCGCUGAGAAGGAUUGCUGAAAUCAUGCAGUCUGUUUAUAAAGGUGUUGUAGAUGAGUUAGAUGUGGCGGACGACGUUAUUAUGGUGAUAACAGUCGCAGAGGGAAAACGAUCACUGCCAAUCUUCAAUGAGCAGGCCAUGGGUGAGAACGGGAAAGCAAGUCUUUUCUUCAAGAGUUACGCCUCCAAAUGCUCAGGUGCCUCUUCUUCCUCCACAGAGCAUACCUGAGAAAAGCAUGAUUUCGUCACCAGAACCUGCCAACAUGGACUCGUCGGAAACCUGGUAAAUAAGCAGCCCUCGCUGAUGCUCUCAGGAGUCAAGCUAUUGCCCCUUUUCAGAGACUUCUUAUCCUCCUGGGUGGAAAACCCGGUUAUUUUCUUUGGUUGAUUGAUUGAUCGAUUGGUUGAUUGAUUGAUUAGCUCGUUUGGUGGGUUGGACGGUUGACGCACUUGACGAGCUAUCAAAUUUUUUGACAGCUUGUCAUACAAAAAAGUCACAUUUGGGAAGCACUGUUUUUUUUUUUUUUUUUUCAGCUCCAGAUUGUGGCAGAGGCUGGAUGCUAGGCCUCGGGAGGUGGCUGUCGUUGUGCUCAACGAGCGGGGAGAUCAGACGGUUUGUGACAGCUUGUUGGGGCCAUUUCUCGAUUUAGGUGUGUCAUCCUUGUGCAGGGGCCAUGCUAAUCUUCCCUGUAUCGUUGAAAUUUGAACAGAUGUCCGAAUGAAGGCAUUGGUUUGCUAAAUCAACAUCAUACAACAAG